CUCUUCCUUGCAAAACAAAAUACCCAGUAGUUUUUUUUUAAAAAAAAGGGGUUCUUAGCAGGAUUUGGCUUGAGAAGUGAAGAGGGAAAGGAAGUAGGGGUCGAGACCUGGCCCCAGGGGUGUCUUGCUUGCAUCACUGGGCAUCUCCAUCGCCACCUUAUGCCUGCUGUCCCAACGGUGAUGGGUUCCAAAUCUUUGAAGAGUAGAAAAGGAAAGAGGCUCUGCCCAAGCCUCUCAAGUUCUUUGUUUUGUGGCAACUAAGAAGUCGGAGAUCUGAGAUGGGAAAAAGAUCGUGCAUUGUCGUCACCCUCGUCUUCUUGGUUUUGGUUCUUGCAGCAGCUGGCUCAGUGCAGUGCCAAGAAGGCGCAGGACAGCAUUCAAGCAUCCCAGAGAUGUACGAGAUUGACUACCGAGGCCCGGAGACCCAUUCUUCCUUGCCUCCUCCACAAUCUUUGAGAGAUCCAAAGGCCAAGCUGUCAAGAAAAAGAGACAAGGGCAGUGAUAGAAAAGCUACUCAUGGGUAAGAGGAGGUGCGAGAAUGGUUCUCGUGUUUAUGGACGUGGUAGAUAAAACUUUAGCCAUGAUUGUAUACAAUUAUUAAUCUGAGGGAAGGUGAAGUAAUCUGGUUGUACUUUCAAGUAUAUGAUAGUUAAUAAAUAUAACAAUAUUAACGCA
Messenger RNA from Phoenix dactylifera (date palm), 675 nucleotides. RefSeq lists its product as uncharacterized. NCBI's taxonomy places the organism in Eukaryota, Viridiplantae, Streptophyta, Magnoliopsida, Arecales, Arecaceae. The record is from RefSeq and is a predicted model, not a curated record.